Molecule: messenger RNA, 1284 nt
Organism: Echinococcus granulosus
Lineage: Eukaryota; Metazoa; Platyhelminthes; Cestoda; Cyclophyllidea; Taeniidae
Product: tRNA dimethylallyltransferase
Exons: 5
Coding region: 1-1284 (427 amino acids)
Biological process (GO): tRNA modification
Cellular component (GO): mitochondrion
Molecular function (GO): tRNA dimethylallyltransferase activity
Source: RefSeq, a predicted model, not a curated record
AUGAAUAAUUUAUCAAGGAAGUGCCCUGUAAUUGCUAUUUGUGGCGCUACAGGUACAGGGAAAUCAAAACUAGCUAUCGAUUUAGCAAGGCGCUUGGCUGGAGAGGUCAUUAACGCCGAUGCCGUUCAGCUCUACAGAGGUCUUGAUAUUGCCACAAAUAAGGUGACGCAGGAGGAGGCAAAGGAUGUGGUUCACCACUUGCUGGGUUGUCUGGAUCCGGUAGAAGGGUUUUGUUACAACGUGCACCACUACCGCCGCGACUGCUGUCGCCUAAUCGACGCGUUGAGGGCACGCGGGGUGACGCCGGUGGUGGUCGGUGGGACGCACUACUACCUUGAAGCAGUUCUCUGGCUGGACUUCCUCCGCCCUACAGACGAGCGGAAUUUUAAGGAGGAGGUGAAGGCGGGGGAGUCUGAUGGACUGGUAAACUAUACUGUUCCUCCUAGGGCACGUUUGCCAGAGGAUCCAAAGGAUUACUACGCUGCCCUGAGCAAUGCUAAUCCGGAGGCAGCCAUGCGUCUUCAUCCAAACGACACUAGAAAGCUUCAGCAGGCUCUUCUGAUCCAUCUUUCCCGUGAGACGACCAAUGCAUCCACCACCGGCGCGUUGUCAUCACGGAUGUCAACCAAUCGGAGCUCUUGUCCGCGCUAUCCUCCACCAGACAGUCUCAUUUUUUGGCUCUAUUGCCAACCCUCGGUGCUCAAACCUAGUCUGGACGAGCGAGUUAUAAAAAUGGUGCAGCGUGGGCUCAUACGUGAGCUGGAUGAGUUUCUCGUUGCUGCCGCCAAAUCUCUUCUUCCAAAUGGUCCGGUGGUCAACGAAGAUGGCACUGUUAACGAGAUGGCAAAGAAGGCGCUAUUCCAGCUCGCCAACAAGGGCCUUCUGCCCUCAGUCGGUACGGAACACUGGUGUCGCGGUGUUCUACAGAGCAUUGGGUUUAAGGAGUUUGAGGAUUUCCUCCAACUGUCACCGCCCAAAAGAGACUCUCCAACCGGCGAGAUGGUGCUGAAUGAGGCCAUCAAGAAGAUGAAGGCUGCCACGCGACACUACGCUCGACGACAGGUCUGUUUGUUUUUUAUUCCGAACUGGUCCUCAAGGCGUGCUCAGGACACCGAGCCGUUUGUGGAGCCAUCUUCCGCCGAUGCUUCAGAGGUCCCACCUCCUCCCUACAUCUGUGCAGCCUGCAAAGGACGUGUUUUUGUCAAUCCACUCCAGUGGAAGGAGCACCUUAACAGCCGAUCACAUAAGAAACGAGUGGCUACUCUUAAAAAACAAACCGUAUAA